UGUGACUGUUGCUUUUGCAGGUGGGCAGGAGAAGGGAAUUCACCAUGGCCUUGGCAGACAAUGCAAGUUGUGCCAAACCCAGCGACGACAUGGUUUUCCCAGAGAUCGUAGAGCUGAAUGUGGGAGGGCAGGUCUACAUCACCCGCCACAACACCCUGAUCAGUAUCCCAGGAUCGUUGCUCUGGGAAAUGUUCACGCAGAAGAAUAUCCGUUCCUUAGCCCGGGACAACAAGGGCCGGUUCUUUGUGGAUCGCGAUGGCUUCCUGUUCCGCUACAUCUUGGACUAUAUGAGGGACCAGCAACUUGUGCUUCCAGAGCACUUUCCAGAGCGAAGCCGUUUGCAGCGAGAAGCAGAGUACUUCAAGUUGCCGGAGCUGGUCAAGACCCUGGCCCCCAAGCUCAGCAAGCAGAACUCCAUUGGGGACGAACCCUGCCAAAGUGACCCAGAGGAGCUGUCCCCUAGUAUGGACACUGCCCGCAACCUGGCUGCUGCCAGCGCCAUCCUGGCAGGUGGCCCUGGAGGUUCCAUCACAGCCAUGGCUGGUGGCGGCACCGGGCAGGAUAUCCGGAGAUCAGGCUUCAUCACCAUUGGCUACCGGGGCUCAUACACUCUUGGCAGGGACAGCCAAACAGAUGCCAAAUUCCGCAGGGUGGCCAGGAUCAUGGUGUGUGGUAAGACCUCCCUGGCCAAGGAAGUCUUUGGGGAGACACUGAACGAGAGCAGGGACCCUGAUCGGCCGCCAGAGCGCUACACCUCCAGGUACUACCUCAAAUUCACCUUCCUGGAGCAAGCCUUUGACAAACUGGCUGACUCUGGCUUCCACAUGGUGGCCUGCAACUCCACGGGGACCUGCGCCUUUGCCCACGAACAGACGGAUGACAAGAUCUGGACCUCUUACACCGAAUAUGUUUUCUACCGUGAGUGAUGCUUAAACCAAAACCAAACCAAAUUGCACCAAAAGCCAAUUCUCCCUCGGUCUUUCCCAUGCCGCCAUUUCUUUAGAACGUAGAUAACCAUCAGACCCUUGAACCUUGAAUCUUCACUCCUUCCUCACUUUCCAAACUGAACCCUCUCUGGCUCCUCCCCGAACUGGUUCCCAAGUAAUGCCAAACCUUCUUUCCAGCAAUAGCCGACAGUAGCUAGCAACAUCCCCCGGAUCAUGGACUUGGACACUGUUGUUUGGGGGGGAAUGUCUUUGUAUUUGGGGUGGGGUUGCGUAAUCUGCCAGUAUUAACCAGUAACGCAGCAUUACAUGGGGUGCCGCUGGAAUGAGAUUUCUUUCCAUGCUAUGGGCAUGCUCCUUGCUCUUUGCUCUGCCUGUGCUGGAGGAAUAUGCUUAUACUUGCGCUAAAGGAAUGUGGCAGGGAUCCUGGUCUGCAGGAUCCUGGUCUGGCGGAGGGAUGAAAAGUGCAAAGGAAUCCUCCCUGCCACAGACAUAUUAACAAUAGCCUCUGUAAGCAGCUUAGCAUUUAGACUGCCAGUGCUUUGAAAGGUGAGUGAGCAAGUGUGUGUCCCAUGUCAUUGCAUCCCCCACUAGACAUGUCGCUGUCGCUCAGAGG
This is a messenger RNA of Euleptes europaea (tarantolino), 1560 nucleotides long. RefSeq names its product BTB/POZ domain-containing protein KCTD12-like. The transcript has a single exon. The record is from RefSeq and is a predicted model, not a curated record. NCBI's taxonomy places the organism in Eukaryota, Metazoa, Chordata, Lepidosauria, Squamata, Sphaerodactylidae. Gene Ontology annotation, molecular function: protein binding. The coding region runs from base 45 to 926 and encodes 293 amino acids. Gene Ontology annotation, biological process: regulation of G protein-coupled receptor signaling pathway; protein homooligomerization.